Messenger RNA from Suillus subaureus, 417 nucleotides. RefSeq lists its product as uncharacterized. Lineage: Eukaryota; Fungi; Basidiomycota; Agaricomycetes; Boletales; Suillaceae. The record is from RefSeq and is a predicted model, not a curated record. The transcript has 4 exons. Bases 1 to 417 code for a protein of 138 amino acids.
AUGGUAUCUCUACUAGUAGAUGCCUCUGCUAUCAGCAAAUCCCAGACCAGUGUGCCAGCAAAGAAGUCAAGGAAGAUGCAGAUCAGGAAAGCACAAAAUGGAUGUAACCUAUGUGCACGUGAAUGGCUCACUUGUAACAAGACUGGAUCAGCAGCUGAGCUCAAGGCCUACUAUGAUGGACUGUCAGAUGGAGAGAAAAAGUCAUAUGAUAAGCUUGCUGCCAAGAAACUAGUGAAUGGCCCCAUUAGCGACACCACUCUCCUUCCAACCCAACUUCUUGCAACCUCACUGCCUCCCUGCAUUAUCUUGAUCAUCCUUGCACAAGGAUCGCUGUCAGCGACAGUACAAGUCUCCCUCCAACUUCUUAUGAUCUCACUGCCUCUUGGGAUCAGACAAGGAACAGCUGCAUAUGAAUGA